Molecule: messenger RNA, 564 nt
Organism: Drepanopeziza brunnea f. sp. 'multigermtubi' MB_m1
Lineage: Eukaryota; Fungi; Ascomycota; Leotiomycetes; Helotiales; Drepanopezizaceae
Source: RefSeq, a predicted model, not a curated record
AUGUUGUCCACCUCGCAUCUCAUUGCCGGAACUCCUACUCCUCUAGACGCGGUAGAGAAACGGUUCUUUGGGGAUGAGGCGUUUGAAGGGGAAGAAAACGCGCAGGCGAUUGCUGCUCUCAAGAAACGCGAUAUUUCUGUCGACCUCGAGGACAGAUACUUUGCUCCCCUCGAGAGAAGGGAAGCGAUAGAUAACGGAGCCCCGAUUGCUGAGAAGGACCGAGUCGGAAGUUAUGAGGUCGUUGUUCUCACAGCUUCGAGGCUAUUCAAUCUCCGAACACCCGAAGCUACGCCAUCGCGAGCUUUAUAUCAAUCGGUGGACCGUCAUAAUGGCCCAAUGGCUAAACUCCUGCUUAAAAACUGUGAGAGGAUCUUGACACCCGCCGAUUGGUACAAUAAGCCACCUCCUUCUUACCUUUCCCCCUUCACAAGGGAUUGUGGAGAGGAGGAUGGCCACCAUUCUCACCAGCAAACUCAAAUCCAACGCCGAGCAUGUAGCAUUUACGCUGAAUCUGCUCUCCGUCUUCCACGGCAUCCUGCGAAUCUAUCUGCUGCAUAUAAGUAA